GUUCUAAGCGACAGACAACACAUGCAAGAUGGCAACGGCGGUAAAAGAAGGGUGCAAGACACAGCAUACGCGUGGAACAAAAGGUCGCCUCGUGUUUGUACGUGCCCAAAUGGGAGUUUGGCCCCGCAGUGCCUUUUGUGCCCAGCCCAUUUCUCCACUCCCGCAGCAGCCACGCCAAAGCCUCUCUGCUUACCGUACUGCACCGUGCUUAGCCUGUGCGCACCUCGGAAAGUAGAUAAGCUCUCGGCGACUGUGGUGCAAUCACUUUUCUCCGCCCACGCGCCUUCUCCCGGACACUCCGAGUCCGUCCCUCGCAAUCUUCACUUCUCUCCGGGCUGCGCCUGGGUUCUUUCCCCGUCUUUGACCACCACCACCGUCGCUCCUUCACACCCCGUCGACAUUCGCCAGGAUGCGCCUCAACCUCCACAUCCCAGCCCUCGUCUUUCUCCUAGCCAACACCGCGCCCGCCGAUGCCGGCCUUUUCGCUCGGAGUUCGGAGUCUCUCGUUAGGGCCGUGAACCGUGUCCACCACAGAGCAGCUAAGCGGAGUACAGGGCUGGCGAAGGAUCUCCGUCGCGCGUUCUCUGGGAUGCUAUACGAGCAGGAGCUUGUCUCUACCAACCCCCAGAAGGUGUACUGUGUCAGCGGAUCAAGCUUGACCAAUGGUAGCGGCAGCAAUGGUACAUCCGAUUCUUCAUCUUCAUCCUCUCCCUCCGGCACCAGUUCUGCGCGUUCGUCGGGAACUGCUCAGCACUCGUCAACAGCGUCCAGUCCUGCAGCCACUAGUACCGGCUCGUCCUCAUCACCGUGGAAGGUUUUCAAGUCCUACCAAGGGGACACGUUCUUCGACGGCUGGGACUUCUUCACCACUAGUGACCCUACUCAUGGUAACGUGGACUUCAUCGACCGUAACACGGCGAACUCUUCGAACCUAAUUGAGAUCAACUCGGAUGGGCAUGCUAUCAUGCGCGUCGAGACGACCGCGAAGGUGUCGGCGAACCGCAAGUCUGUGCGGAUAACCACCACGGACACGUACACGGGCGCGCUCGUCGUGCUCGACGCGGUGCACAUGCCGACCGGGUGCGCGACGUGGCCUGCGUUCUGGAGUAAUGGCCCCAACUGGCCCGUAGGCGGCGAGAUCGACAUCGUUGAGGGCGUGAACACCAACUCGGACAACCAAGCAACGAUCCACACCAGCCACGGCUGCACCAUUCCGUCCAGCAACCCUUCCACGCUCGGCAUCACCGGCACCGUUGUCGGCGGCACGAACUGCGCCGCCGCGGAGACGAGCAACGCGGGGUGCGGCAUGGUCGCGACGCAGAGCAACACCUACGGCGUCGGCUUCAACAACAACGGGGGCGGCGUGUAUGCGAUGCAAUGGGUCGAUAGCGGUAUUUCCGUCUGGUUCUUCCCGCGGAGCUCCAUCCCCUCCGACCUCAGCUCCGGCGCGCCUGUGCCUAGCGGCUGGGGCACGCCCAUGGCGCACUGGCCGUCCUCUGGCUGCGACCCGUCGACGUUCUUCAGCCAGCAUUCCGCGAUCUUCGACACCACUCUCUGUGGUGACUGGGCCGGGAACGUCUGGGAGUCCGGAGGCUGCGCGGCGAGCACCGGUGUCUCGACGUGCGAGCAGUACGUGCAGGACAACGGCUCCGCGUUCAACGAUGCUUACUGGGAGGUGAACUACGUGAAGGUCUACCAGACGUCGUAGGGCACCCUGCCAUUCACGCUUGCUGCAUGCGGCGCGCCGCCGCUUCCGCUUCGCUUGGGGUCCUGGUGGUCCGGGCGGGCUGGUUGCGGGUUAUAGACACGGACGGACACGACAUACGCCACGACAACACUUAUGUGCACGGGUCUGGGAUGUAGAUGUAUCACAUUACUUUGGUGUAUCAUGUUAGGGGCAAUACAGCUUUG
Trametes versicolor FP-101664 SS1 is the source of this 1911-nucleotide messenger RNA. RefSeq lists its product as uncharacterized. The transcript has 6 exons. NCBI's taxonomy places the organism in Eukaryota, Fungi, Basidiomycota, Agaricomycetes, Polyporales, Polyporaceae. Gene Ontology annotation, molecular function: hydrolase activity, hydrolyzing O-glycosyl compounds. The record is from RefSeq and is a predicted model, not a curated record. Bases 410 to 1708 code for a protein of 432 amino acids. Gene Ontology annotation, biological process: glucan catabolic process.